Messenger RNA from Oncorhynchus gorbuscha (pink salmon), 5061 nucleotides. Its product is annotated as rho guanine nucleotide exchange factor 1-like. Gene Ontology annotation, cellular component: cytoplasm. The transcript has 30 exons. Lineage: Eukaryota; Metazoa; Chordata; Actinopteri; Salmoniformes; Salmonidae. Bases 338 to 3508 code for a protein of 1056 amino acids. The record is from RefSeq and is a predicted model, not a curated record. Gene Ontology annotation, molecular function: G protein-coupled receptor binding; guanyl-nucleotide exchange factor activity. Gene Ontology annotation, biological process: intracellular signal transduction; G protein-coupled receptor signaling pathway.
CACAAUAUUGUAUGGAAGCCCAACAGGAAACAACGGGAUGGGGAAAGUUACAUGAAAACCAGAUUUUGCUUAACUGGAUCAUAUUGAAAACUGUAUUAUUAUAUCAAAGUAAUAUAUUUUGACAUCGUCAUGCAUUACUUUGCCAGUGGUUUAUUCAGAUAAAAAAUUCAGUGAAGGGGAAAUUGUGCACUUGAACUUGUACUUCCGCGUACAAUGUUUUUUUCCAGCGACAUACGACAACUUUCGAACAGCAAACCAUAUUAGACGUUUGUCAGUCUUUUUUGUUGUUGCUGUAUUUUGAGGGGGAGAGUUUGGGGCUCAGUGGUCUAACCCAGCCAUGAGCAUCAUCGGGGCCGAGGAUGAGGACUUUGAGAAUGAUCUGGACCCCACGGUGGAUGACCACAGCAGUCACUUCACCAGUAUAGAGCUAGUGAAGAGUCGGCCAACCCACCUGCUGGUCUUCCUUCAGCACGUCAUCCUGCAGUUCGACUGCUCCUCCUUGUUGUGUUACCUCCAUGCUGACCUCUUCAAGAACCUCAGUACCAAAGAGACCAAAAAGCAGUUUGUGGAGUUCUACAACAGCUUCCUAGACAAGAGCGCUAUUCUCAGAGUGCAAAUCCCUCACAAUGUAUCGUUUGAGUUGGACCGUACCAGACCAGACCUGCUCAGUGAGGAGCAGCAGAAGAAGUUUGUCCAGGAUGUCCAGUUGGCUCAAGCCCCAGAGGUGCUGCGACAGCUGGAAGACUUUAGGCAGAAGAGGAUGAUGGGUAUGACCCCUAACGCGGCAGAGCUGCUGGAGGUGGAGUCUCACUACCCCACCGAUCGUAUCCCCAUGGAGAUGAAGGAGAAGGCUGUGGCAGAGACCCUGCUGGACAAAAUGUCUGAGAUCCAUCCCUCCAUCGUCGCAGACGAGGAGAAAUGUUCGUCGAUUUUUGCAGCAGUGGCCUUCUACAUGAAGCACCUAGGAGUGAAGUCCAGAGUAGCUGACAGUAAGAAGUCCAGAGGGUUCUUCAGGAGACCCCUUGGGAAGAAUAAGAAGAGUGAGGAGUCCACUAAAUCUAAACCGAAGGGGGGUUUUCCCAACAUCCUCAGCGCCGCCGGUGGCUGGAUUGCUGGCAGCACUGAGGUCAAACUUCCUAAAGUGGAGGCUGAAGUGGAUAAAGAGAAGGUGAAUCAGGAGCGUAAGGUUUCCAGCGGCCUCGCUCUCUCUCGAGGCUCCUCCGCCCCUGAUGCUGCUCCUCCAGCAUUAAACAGGAAGUCUGUUUCCACAGGAUCCUCCCCCCAUCAGGGUUUGGAGGUCAGCGAGGGAUCAGGAGUUCACAUCAGUGUGACCUCCAGCCCAGACUUCUCCCACAACGAGAUAGGUCUGUUCAGCAGCCGUUCGGACCCCCAUUUGGUGGCGGAGGGGGGUGAGCUGUCCCCCGGGGGGAUGGCAGGGGGGCUGGCUGUAUGGGAGCCCCCCUCACCCAAUGAACACCCCCUGGAGGAAAACCUGGACAAAGACAGACGCAAGACAAGGCGUGUGGGACGCAGUGAGAGUGCUCGUGUGGACAGACAUUCCUCCCGUCGCCGUGGCUCCUCCCGGGCCAAACAGUCGCGUUCCCGUAGCGACGUGGACCUGCAAGCCGCCGCCACGGCAGCACACUCCUCCCCGACCUCUCCCCAUCCCUCUGUUGAUGAAGGGGUGUUACUGCCCGAGGGUGUGCUCCCAGGUCUUUCCCUCUCUGGCCCCACCCCCCAGCAGGAGGAACAGGACCCUCGCCUCCUGGAGCUGGAGCAGGACCCGCCCAACUGGAGAGAACACACCCCCCCAGACACGCUCAAAGACCUCAGCAAGAAGGAGACCAAGCGGCAGGAGGUCAUCAACGAGUUGUUUGCAACGGAGCACGCCCACGUGCGCAUGCUGAGUGUUCUGCAGACAGUGUUCUGGAAGCCUCUGGAGAGAGAGGAACUCAUGACCGCCACAGAGCUGGCCACCAUCUUCCCCAGCCUGGACGAGAUCAUAGACAUGCACUAUGCUUUCUACGAGCACCUGAAGAAGCUGCGUCAGCACAAUUUCAUCGUCAAGGCCAUCGGGACCACGUUACUCAAUAGGUUUGGAGGGACGGAGGGUGAGUGGUUUCAGAAGCUGACGUCUAGGUUCUGUAGUCACCAGACGUGGGCCCUGGAACAGCUGAAGAUGAGACAGAAGAAAGACCCUCGUUUCAACUCCUUCAUACUGGAGGCAGAGAGUAGGCCUCAGUGUCGUAGGCUGCAGCUGAAGGACAUCAUCCCCACUGAGAUGCAGAGGCUCACCAAAUACCCCCUACUGCUGGAAAACAUUGCCAAGUGCACAGAGGACACCUUGGAGAAGGAGAGUAUUCAGCAGAGUGCAGAGUGCUGUAGGAAGAUCCUCAACCACGUCAACGAGGAGGUCAAACAGAUGGAGAACCUGCUGACCCUGAAAGACUACCAGCGCAGGCUGGACACCUCAGGACUCAAACCCAGUAAUGAGCUGUACCUGGAGUACAAGUACCUUGACCUGGCCCAGAGAAGGAUGAUAUAUGAGGGGCCUCUGACUUGGAGAGUGACCAAGGAGAAAACAUUAGAAGUGCAGUGUGUGUUGCUAGGGGAUCUGUUGGUGCUGUUACAGAAGCAGGAUGAUAAGAUGGUGCUGAAGUGUCAGAGUAAGAGUAACAUCGCUGUUCAGGAGGGAAAGCAGAUGCUCAGCCCUAUCAUCAAACUAGACUCUGCCUUCCUCCGAGAGGUGGCCACAGACCGUAAGGCUUUCUACGUGAUCUUCACCUGGGACAGCGGGGCUCAGAUCUACGAACUGGUGGCUCAAUCUGUCGGGGAGAGGAAGAACUGGACAGAUGUGAUCAAGAUGGCGGUAGAUGAGCUGAAGAAGACAGGACCUCCAUCUGACCUGAAGAGAGGAAACAGCAUCUUAACUGGAGGAGGAGGAAACCCAUACAGCCCCACCACGUUUCCUCAACCCCCUCUCAGCCCCACUGAAAAUGGAGGAGUCUUGUUGAAAAAUAGCAUUGAACGAGAUAAGGACAGCCUGACUGAUGAGACGAAGUCUGUGGACUCUCGUCAUUCUCUGAUUGAUUACCUCUCGGACAAAGGCUUCGACUUGAUUGGCCACAGCAACAGUGACCAGGUGAAUGUGGCCAAUAGCGCGUUAAACGAAGUCAUGUUCCUCAAGAGACUAUUGGUUGGCAGCAUCAGUCUAUCAGAUGACUCGCAGCCUGAUGAGCAGAAUGGAAGGGAGGGGCCAGAGAGCCAGGACCAAGGACUGCAAGGGGAGGAGGGGGAGGGGGGAGGAGGAGAGGGUGGAGGGAUGAAGAUAGACGAGGAGGGAGGGAUCAGCGCUCCUCUGGUUCUGUCCCAGGAGAGGAUGGAGGAGGUGCGCCGGAAACUGCAGAGUCUGGAGGUACAGCUGAAGAGACUGCAGAGUGUUGAGGAGGAGCACCACCGACUGCAGCAGGCCCUGUCUAGGUUCUCCCUGGAGGGGGGCAACUUCUAGUGAGACACACAGCGCCACCUUCAGGACACCAGAUCACUGUAAGUGCUGGAUUGGAGUGCUCGAGUUGCUUUUGGAGGAUUGAUGAAUGCGUCCUGGAAUUUCCUAUUUACUAAACACUCUGUGCUCCACUGCCAUGCCUGAGCCCUUGUUAAAGAUUUCCAGGGGGUCGCAGGCAACUGUGAGGCCCUUGCAAGGCAGAGGAGCACGGCUUUACGCAAAGUAGUUGAGUAAAUGCAAUGUGGGAGGUGUUUGUGCGUGUUUGUGAACAUGCUAGUAUGUGUAAGUGCGUGAGCGUGUGAGAGAUGGGAGUUUUGGAAAUAGGUGCCAAAGAUUGGAGCAGUAGUUUGCUGUGAGAGAGAUGCUGCCUGGGCUUAUUGAUUGUGAGCUUCUGCAACACACACACACAACAGAUACUUCCCCCAGUGCAUGUUCAAUAAAUAUAUCUAUCAUUGCCAACUGUAGGGGUUUGGACUGUAUAAUAAACCCCCAUGUAUGCAUGUAGAGAGAGAUACUAGUGUCAGCCCUAUAGAGGGCGAUGUAGAGCUGUAGAACCAGACAGGAACAUGCUCAGGGUUGUGAAAUUCUGGUAACCAAAAUUCACAGGUUUUCCCCAAAUCCUGGUUGGAAGAUUCCUGGAUUCAGGAGGGAAUAAGGAGGAAUUCUGGGAGUCUUCAACCGGAGAUUUCUGAAAAACCUGGGAUUUUUGGGACAUUUUACUGAACAUUUAGUAGUCCCCUAUAUCCAGUACAUGCCAAAGUACAGCAGAGAUGCACUUUUAAGUUAGUAUAAUCCAAUUCAAGUGACCAACCACACUGAAUUCCCAACAUUGAAUUUGCUAAUAUGUAUUACUAUUAUUAUUAUUAUUAUAAUAUAUGCCAUUUAGCAGACGCUUUUAUCCAAAGCGACUUAGUCAUGCAUGCAUACAUUUUUACAUUUGACCCCAAUUGUUGAGAAGAUCUGUGUGUGUGUGUUUGUGUGUUACAGUGUUGUAGAAGCAAAAUGGCCUUCUGGAGUUACUGUAAUAGAGUCCUAUUAGAACUGUAAUUAUGGCCCAAACAUUCACCCAGUAGUAUUGGAAUUGAUCAUGUUGUUAGGGUUAUAGAUGGUGUGUGUACCGCUUUUGACUUCAGCCGCCUCUCCUUUGUGGACCCUGCUACUGUGCUGGGCCGGGCGAUAGAGGGAUGGACAGAUACACAGAGAUGGGAUGGACAUUAGAGAUGGAGGGAUACUGUGAGGAAGAGAGGAGUAAGGGAGGAGAGGAGGCAGAAGGGUUUUUCCCUGGAAGACCAACUUGAUUAGCAGCGUAUUAGAUGGUGAUUGAGGUAGAUGUAGAGAGAAGACUUGAAGUUCAGUGUUCAAUGUGCUGUGGAAUCGGUUAUAGGGGCCUCACGAGUGUGCUAGCUGUGCUACUGUGCUAGCUGUGCUACUAGAGAUUCUGGGUUCGAGUCCAGGCUUUGUCACAGCCGGCCGUGACCGGGAGACCCAUGGGGUGGCGCACACUUGGCCCAGCGUCGUCCGGGUUAUGGGAGGGUUUGGCCGGCAGGGAUGCUCUU